AUGCGUCCAGACCAACACAAGGAUGCGAAUUCUCGAAGAUAUCAAGCAAAGUUGCGUGCUCGUGAUGGAGAAGCCUCAGCAGCUGCAAAAGAAGUACAAGAAAAACGUAAAGAGCGUAAGUCUAAAUCAAAAGGAACAACUUACGUUGAGUCUAGUGAAGACAAUUCUGAUUCAAAUGAGGAAACUACCUUUGCAAAGCAACGGUCAUUUCACCGUCGAAAAGUUCAAAGUAAUGAUUAUCGUUAUCAGGAGCCUAGUCAAGAAGAUGAAUUACGGGAUGACCCGGAUGGAAUUGAUCGAGAAACCAGCAACUUUCUGGAAAUGAUUAAAGAUACUGAAAAGCAAUCUUUUGAUCCAUCAUCAUAUUUCCAAUUUAAGGAGGAAAAAGAUUGGGGUACAACUUCAACAACAGAAGAACGGGAUCUCGAUAAGGCAAGGCGCUCAAUUAUGAUUAAGAAUCUGAUCUGA
This is a messenger RNA of Ambispora gerdemannii, 468 nucleotides long. Lineage: Eukaryota; Fungi; Glomeromycota; Glomeromycetes; Archaeosporales; Ambisporaceae. The record is from the annotation of a GenBank genome assembly.